This is a messenger RNA of Mauremys mutica (yellowpond turtle), 10534 nucleotides long. It is a transcript of the gene ABTB3, whose product is annotated as BTB domain containing 11. Gene Ontology annotation, molecular function: protein heterodimerization activity. Bases 302 to 3445 code for a protein of 1047 amino acids. The transcript has 17 exons. The record is from RefSeq and is a predicted model, not a curated record. NCBI's taxonomy places the organism in Eukaryota, Metazoa, Chordata, Testudines, Geoemydidae.
CCCCACUCCCUUCUCCGGCUGGCUGGGUUUUGCGGUGUAGGGCUGCCCGCUAGUGCAGUGCAGGGAUCGGCGCGGGAGGCUGGCGGCGGCGGCGGGGAGACGGGAACAUUUAAACACUUUUAUUUUUCCGGUGUUCUUCCGCCGCCCGGCUGGGAGCGGGGCUGCCGAGCCCCUCCGCGGAGCUGAGCCGGCGCGUGGGCCGGGAAGAGGCUUUGGGAGGCGCAGCCAAGUGGCGAGUGGGCUCUGUCUUGUCUUUCCAUUCCCCCUCUGGUUUCCUGCGGGUGCAGCAUGAAGUGCAGCUAUGGCAAGGCGAGGUAAGACAGUGGUGAGGACGCUGGAAGAUUUGACCCUGGAUUCUGGUUAUGGUGGUGCUGCGGACUCAGUCCGGUCCUCCAACUUGUCCCUGUGCUGUUCGGAUUCCCACCCGGCUUACCCCUAUGGAGGAAACUGCUGGCAGCAUCUAGCUGACUCCAUGCACAGUAGGCACAACAGCUUUGACACUGUCAACACGGUCCUAGUGGAAGACUCCGAGGUGCUGGACUGCUCGGGGCAGCAGUGCUCCAGGCUGCUGCCUGACCUUGAGGAGGUUCCCUGGACUCUGGAGGAGGUGGAGGCGCUGCUCCUGCUGCGGCACAGGGAGCCCCGCGGCCCGGCGGCCACCCCCGCCAGAGAUGCCCUGGCCAAGCUCUCCACCUUGGUCAGCCGGGCGCUGAUCCGGAUCGCCAAGGAGGCUCAGCGGCUGAGCCUGCGGUUUGCCAAAUGCACCAAGUACGAGAUCCAGAGCGCCAUGGAGAUCGUCCUGGACUGGACGCUGGCCUCCAGCUGCACGGCGGCCGCCCUGGGCGCCCUCUCCCUCUACAACAUGAGCAGCAGCGGCGGGGACCGCUUCAGCCGGGGCAAAUCCACCCGCUGCGGGCUCACCUUCUCGGUGGGCAAGUUCUACCGCUGGAUGGUGGACAGCCGGGUGGCCGUGCGCAUCCACGAGCACGCCGCCAUCUACCUGACCGCCUGCCUGGAGAACCUCUUCCGAGACAUCUACGGGCGGGUGAUGGCGGGGGGCAGCGCCUCGGCCCACCCGCACCCCAACCGGGGCUCGGGCUCGGGCUCGGUCGCCGCCGCUGGCGCGGAGAAGGACAAGGAGAGCAGCGGCGGCGAAGCGCCCAAGUUUACGGUGGAGUCUCUGGAGCAGACGGUCAACAACGACGCGGAGCUGUGGGGCUUGCUGCAGCCCUACCAGCACCUCAUCUGCGGGAAGAACGCCAGCGGUGUUCUCUGCCUGCCAGACAGUCUGAACCUUCACAAAGACCAGCAAAGAUCAAAUAAGCCAGGCGAAGUACAGAUGUUUAGCCAAUCAGAGUUAAGGACCAUAGAGCAAUCCUUGCUCGCUACCCGGGUGGGAAGCAUUGCCGAACUCAGUGAUCUGGUGUCUCGAGCAAUGCAUCACCUCCAGCCACUCAACUCAAAGCAGCACGGCAACGGCACUCCACUGCACCACAAGCAGGGAUCGCUAUACUGGGAACCCGAGGCUUUGUACACUCUCUGUUACUUUAUGCAUUGUCCACAGAUGGAAUGGGAAAACCCUAAUGUUGAGCCUUCAAAAGUCACACUGCAGAUUGAAAGGCCAUUCAUAGUGCUGCCACCCCUGAUGGAAUGGAUAAGGGUUGCUUUGGCUCAUGCAGGGCACCGUCGCAGUUUCUCUGUGGACAGUGAUGAUGUACGGCAAGCAGCAAGGCUCUUACUACCUGGAGUUGACUGUGAACCUCGACAGUUAAAAAUCGACGACUGCUUCUGUGCUUCUCGAAAACUGGACGCGGUAGCCACAGAAGCUAAAUUCAAGCAGGAUCUGGGAUUCCGAAUGCUGAACUGCGGCCGAACAGAUCUAGUUAAACAGGCCAUCUCUUUGCUGGGGCCAGAUGGAAUUAACAGCAUGAGUGAACAGGGCAUGACUCCACUGAUGUAUGCUUGUGUCAGGGGUGAUGAGGCUAUGGUGCAGAUGCUACUAGAUGCUGGAGCAGAUUUGAAUGUUGAGGUUGUCAGUACUGCUCAUAAAUAUCCAUCCGUCCACCCCGAGACCCGCCAUUGGACAGCUCUGACAUUUGCUGUGUUGCAUGGACAUAUUCCUGUAGUUCAGCUAUUGCUGGAUGCUGGAGCAAAGGUAGAAGGUUCUUUAGAGCAUGGAGAGGAAAAUUACUCGGAAACUCCUUUGCAACUGGCAGCAGCUGCUGGAAAUUUUGAACUGGUGACUUUGCUGUUGGAGCGAGGGGCUGACCCGAUGAUAGGAACAAUGUACAGAAAUGGAAUUUCCAUGACUCCACAAGGUGACAUGAACUCUUUCAGUCAGGCUGCUGCACAUGGACACAGGAAUGUGUUUCGUAAGCUGCUUGCUCAGCCAGAGAAAGAGAAAAGUGAUAUUCUGUCCCUGGAGGAAAUACUGGCUGAGGGAACUGACUUGGCAGAUGCUGCACCAGCUCCUUUGUGCGCCAGCCGCAACAGCAAGGCCAAACUGAAAGCACUUAAAGAAGCCAUGUACCACAGCGCCGAGCAUGGAUAUGUGGAUGUCACUAUUGACAUAAGGAGCAUAGGAGUUCCAUGGACGCUACAUACAUGGUUGGAGUCGUUGCGAACUUCCUUUCAGCAGCACAGAAGGCCUCUCAUCCAAUGCUUGUUAAAGGAAUUUAAAUCCAUUCAGGAGGAAGAGUACACUGAGGAGCUCAUCACACAUGGGUUGCCUUUGAUGUUUGAGAUACUGAAAGCAAGUAAGAAUGAAGUGAUAAGCCAGCAACUGUCUGUCAUUUUCACUCAUUGCUAUGGACCGUAUCCUAUUCCAAAGCUUGUUGAAAUCAAACGAAAGCAGACCUCUCGUUUAGAUCCCCAUUUUCUUAACAAUAAAGAGAUGUCAGAUGUUACAUUUCUGGUGGAAGGAAGACCAUUUUAUGCACAUAGAGUGUUACUAUUUACUGCAUCCCCAAGGUUUAAAGCGCUGCUAUCUAGCAAACCCUCAGCUGAGAACACUUGUAUUGAGAUCAGCUAUGUGAAGUACCCCAUAUUUCAGCUGGUUAUGCAGUAUCUUUAUUAUGGCGGUGCAGAAUCACUCCUGAUUAAGAAUAAUGAAAUAAUGGAGCUUCUCUCUGCUGCUAAAUUUUUCCAGCUUGAAGCUUUGCAACGACACUGUGAGAUCAUCUGUGCAAAAAGUAUAAACACAGAAAAUUGUGUGGAUAUUUAUAAUCAUGCCAAGUUUCUCGGAGUCACAGAACUAUCCUCCUAUUGUGAAGGCUACUUUCUAAAAAAUAUGAUGGUCCUCAUUGAAAAUGAAGCUUUCAAACAGCUGUUGUAUGACAAGAAUGGAGACACGUCUGGUCAGAAUGUACUACAAGACUUACAGAGGACGUUGGCGACACGGAUUCAGUCAAUUCAUUUGUCGUCUUCAAAGGGCUCCGUUGUAUAAAGUUCAGGAAGGAGAUUGCGCUCAGAAAAGACACUGCGAGUUCAGGCUCCUGUUGCAGUUGCUUAAAUGAACAUACAAAAUUCUACUUCACAUUGGAAUAUAUAUAUAUUUUUUUUGUUGGCCAAAGGUGCUGCUUUUAGGCUGCAGCCUCACUUAGAUGAGGGAAUGCUGUACAUAUGGCUCCUACCCAUUUUUGAGAAACAAUGAUAUAGCAUUAUUCUGUGAAUUACUGUUAUGUUCGAUUCUGAAUGCAAAAGUGUGGUCUUGGAGCUAAUGCCAACAAAAAACCGGAACUCACCAAUGAACAGCAGAAGCCUCUGCCUGAACAAAGAUGCCAUGGACCACUUAAACUGACAAAUGGGUUAUUUAAGGUUAUUUUGCUCCACCAAGUUAUACAUUUAAGAACUGUACUGUACCUAUCCCAGAGUCCAUUCUAUUGUGCAUUUAAGAAACGUAAGAUUUGUUAGUUGCUGUUUCAUAAGGGUCAACUGUGUUAGAGAGUUGGUAAGACUGUUAAAAAUGAGGAAAUAUACUGGCAAAUUUUUAGGGGUGGGAACUUUUUAAAAUUGUUCAUAACAAAUGGGGUGGCCUUGUAGUUUAAAAUCUAUUUCUUAAGCUUAAAAAUUCAUUUUUGACAGAGUUGUGUUUGCGAAUCUAUGUAACAUGUUUUGUUUUUUAAAGGCACACUGUGUAAAUACUGUAUACAUAUGAGCAGGUUUUGCUUGUAUUCUUUCCUAAGGUGGUAUAAUCUUGCCUAAACGGUUAUGGUUACACCAAAGAGGUACAUUACCAAGACAAUAUCUAACACAGUAGUUGGGGAAUAAAAAUCUGCAUGCUAAUUGUGAUUUGGGUUAAAAACAAUAACAAACUCAACAUGCAUUUGCAUGGUAACUGUACCUGUGAAAUGUUAUGUUUGUGCUUUGUUUUGCCAAGACUGCUUGUCAAACUCCAUUUGUGAAAUUAGCACAUUUACUUUUCUUUCUUGGUGCAAAUGGUAGUGAGAUGAUUCCCACAGAGACUUGUUGGAAGAUGCUGAUUUCCGUUUGUUACAUGGAAGAGUUAAUAUCAGCCUUUAGUCUAGUAAAAUGUCAAUAUUUCGCUACUGGCCAGAGAUUGUGACUAAGUUAGACUUUUUUAAAUUGUUAUUAAAUAUGUACUAUAGAAUAAUUUCUUACUGUAUCCUCAGAAUGUAUAGGUUAUCUACAAUGGAGAUGUUCAAUGUCAGGGCUCAAUUUAUUUUGCAGCAUACUGUUAGCAAGAGAGAUCUGUUAAGUGCCACAAUUUUCCGGACAUCUUGUACUUGAUGAUACCUUUCAUGAAUCGGUUGAUUUAAAACAUAGGGAAGACCUCAGUAAAGAGUAGGAGAAAGGCGCUACCUUUUCAGUGGCAAAAUUACAUGUAUUUCUUUUCUAGCAUGCUUUUUGAAACUGUGCCCGGUUCACAGAUUUUUAGAAGCUUUAAUUUGACAGUGCAUGGUAACUUCUUGGUCUUUUGUUAGAGUAUUUAUGUCCAGUGCUAUUUCCUGUUUAUAGCUUUUGGAAUGCUCAGAAAACACAGUCUUUGCAUUAGUUAUCAACAUGAUAGGAAACUGUUUUAUUGUUCUGAUCUGUAAAUCCUCCCGUAUGCUUGAUCAUUUUAAAGCCUAUACAGUAUCUGCAACAAAUUACAAAAUUGUCUAAACUACCAUUAAUGUCUCAGAGACACAGCAUGUCAGCCUAACAAUGACUUAUCAGACUAUUUGUUUCUGCAUAUGAUAUGCCAUAUAAGAUGUUGUCUAGAACAUUUAGCUACUGGCGACUUACUUUUCUGUGAAUGUUGCAAUGCUAGAGAAGCAAGAACCUGAUAAAUGCAAUCGGAACUCUUGGGGGUGCUUAUAUUAUAGUUUGGUGUGCUUCCUCACUCAUUGAAACCCAUUUUUCCAUAUUGGUAACAAUCUGCAUAAUAAAAACAAAUCUCACCCAGCAGCUUAAUGUUAACUUCUCUAAAUAUAAAAUUAUAAUGCUCCAGAUUUUUAUCAAGUAGGCCAAAUUCUACCCUCAGGUACACACACAGCUCCCACUAAAGCCAUCAGGCAUUGCAGACAUGUAUCCACAAGCAGAAUUUUUCUCUGUGGGAAGUAAAAGCACAGGUAUAAAUUCAGCUAGGCAAUCUGGUGUCUUAACAGGAUGAUAACCACUGCUUAUGUAGCAAUGACUUCAGGGCAUACAUUAAUAGUGGUCCAGGGCAUUGGUAAUGGGAUAUAGAGCCCUAUAUCUCUGGGUUACUCAUUGAAUGUUGAUGUAGACUGAUGUCACCAGCACAGAAAUCCACCACAGUAGGUGUAACUUUCUUUGGCAGUGUCAGCAAAAAAAAUAAUCAAAGACUGGGUGGGGAAGGGAGAUUUCUCUCCUGUCUCACGCUGAGAACUGGCUCUCUAGGUUAGGACUGAGACGCAUAGGACGGGCUGUGGUAAGCAUGAAGUGUCACUGACGUUGUAGUAUUUGUUCUGCUGCUAAACAGAGGACUUCACUUGCUCUAUCUCUAGUACAUCUUUCAUGUAGGAAUUUGCCCCAUUAUCCUUAAUUGCCAGUUGGAUGCUGCCCUGUGCCCACGUGGUGGCUGGAUUUCAGUGAUGCUGUGGUCUCUAAAUCAUGAAGCACCUGAGAGUCUUCAGAAUGAACGGUGCUACAUAAAAGUAAAAUCAUUCAUCUUAUCAGAGAGCCCAAGCUAAGUAGGGUCAAGGCUGGCCAGACCUCCAAUAAAACAUAUGCUUCAGAAGGCAGUGUUGGUGGGUCAGAAGGUGGCUUUUCCCCUCUGAGUCCCUGGACCAAUGCCCUAGCCUGGUGUUUGGGAUCACUGUGCUAUGGGUGGUGACAUCUUUCAGAUGAGUCAUAAAGCUGAGGUCCUGACCCCUUGUGGUCAUUAAAGAACUGAUGGCACAUUACACAAGAGUAGGUUAGAGCUGUCAACCUCAGGGUCUUGGCCAAACUCCAAUUUAGUAUUUAUAUUGUGCCUACCAAAAUUCCUCUUGUGUAUUUCAAGUAGGUAUGUUAUUCACUUCCUGUCCUAAAUGUCUGUGUACCGUUGCAGUGUGCUGUUGUAAGCACCUGCCUUUCACCCUAGCAUUUGCUUGUAUGUUAGUGGUAGAUGAAGAAAUUUGUGUGUGAGAGAGAAUUAUGCAUAUAAUAAAUAAGUCAAACUCCCACCCUACCUUGCAUGGGUGCAACUACACAACGAAGUAUGAUACUUUUCUAGUGCUCUUUUCAGCACCAUGUGGAGGGCCUGGCUAAUGUGUCUCCUAGUACUUUACGGCCCCAAGGUGAUGUGGUCAGGACCCAGGCACCCCUCCAUACUGUGUCCUGCAUCACACAAUAGAGAGGGCUGGAUCCUGCUCAUUUUAGAGCAGCAUUAUGGUGUUCUGAAAAGAGUUCCCUCAGCCUCUUUGCACUAAUGAGAUGGCUACUGGACUAUCCUUCAGUCCAGCUCAUCUGCAAGUCUUCCCCUUGUAAUACCACCUGCACAGAAUGAGUCUACUCAGAGCAAGAUUUUGAAUCUGUAAAGCAUUUUAAGACCCUCUGGGACAAAAGAUGCUUUAUAAAAUCAGAUAUUCUGUAUCUGAACAGUUCAUGUUCUGCGUCUUCUGUUUUUUACAUGUGGAAUGUUUUUGGUUUUUUUAUUUGUGUGUGUGUGAGAGAGAGAGAGAUGGACAGUAAAUAAAUUUACUGUAUAUCUUAUGAGAUGUGAAAUCAUGUCUGUAAUGAUAUCUCUUGUUAAUGUCAGUCAACCUUCCCUGAAGCUAAGGGUUCAGCAAUAUGCAUUAGUGAACUGAAUAGCUAAACCUCCAGUGCCACUUGCCCCAAAGGGCUUACCUUUGCACAUAGGUUAGCAUUUUUUAAUGUUUGAUAUAAGAUCAUUGAAAGUAAUUUAGAUGAGGGGGAAAUGGGCAUUCUAGAAAAAAAAUCAAUUCAAAGUAUAGUGUGGGGCCAUUCAUUAAACAAACCAAAAGGCCUUGGUGCAACACCCGUUGAAGUCCAGUAGAUAGGGCCCCAUUUUUUAGCUCUUAUUCAGACGUUAAACAAUUUGCCAUGAAUCUGCUACAUGUGAAUCUGAAAUGUAGAUCAUGUUGAACUUAAGCAGAAAAGCAAAAUGCAUGUAUGUAAUGGGGUACCAGCGUCUAUGUGCUUAAGUAGGGAAAGAUACUUCUCCAUCUCUGAAGACCUGGCAUGUUCUUAUGUUUACUUCAGAAAAUAACAGAUGAAAGAAUCCCAACGCCAAUGCUUUGGUGACACAGAAGAGCUGACACUGUAAAUGAGACACGCUUGCUUGCUUCCUUCAUCUUUGUCCAAGUCUAUCAGUUACCUCUUUCAGAUUUCAGUAAAGGUUAUAUUUAUAAAGUUAUUAGGGAAAAAUGAAAACCAGAGAGAAAGCCAUGAUGGAAAAAAUUCUUUCCGAGAAUAAAACAGAACUGUAGCAUGAAGACUUCAGAUUACAAAAUCUGCAGCAAACCCUUCCUGCAGAAAAAGACAGUUUUUCGCUUUCAUCUUGUAAAACUAAUGAUGGUUUGAUUACUUGUUGGAGCUUUAUCAGUAUUAGUAUUAUUUCUGUAUCUAGCACAGGAAGCUCUCAGAUGCCAUCUCUCAAUGAGGUUUCUAUGGAAAAGGUUUCUUUAUUGGGAAACAAAAAUCACACAACCAGAUAAUACUAUCCAGAGCACAAGGAGGUGAUGUCCUACUUUAGGCAAUCAUCAUUUAAGAACUGGCUUUCGGGUUUAUAUAAGUGUUCUAGUUAUUUUAAAAUGAACAAUAUAUCUGGAACAUUUGUUUGCCCUUCUCAUUGUCCAUUUAAGCUUGUACAAACUGCACAAUAGUAAAAGCCACUGCACAGAAAAUUGGGGAAUUAUGGAUGAUUUAAAAGAUUAAGCAAUAGUUUAGCUCAAUGGGUACAAUUUUUGAAAGGGUGAUUUAGGAGCUGAAGGCCCUUUUUCAAAAGAGACUUAGGAGUCUACAUCUUAUUGAAAGUCAUUAGGACUUAAGCACUUUUGAAAAAUCUUCCCCAAUAUCAAAACUGUUCAGAUGUUAAUGUUAUGGAGCAAGCUGUCUACACUCAGGAAAUUAAAAGUUAAGGAGAAUAAUCUACUUUUAACUCAUGCUGUAUUUAAUAUGAGAUACCAGCCUUAAUUUUAAAUGUAGCAGCUUUUGUCUAACUGUCACAACCUAAAUUCUGCUUUAACACAUUUUUAUUUCAUUUCCUUGUUUUCUUUUUUUUUAAGUUUAAAAAGAAAGGUUUUCUUUCCGCCUAAUGUAUUCAGUCUGCUGGAUCUUUACAUGUUCAAUCAUAUAAUGAGAUCCUUAGCACAUUAUAAAUGCUAAAAUGUCUUAGGAAAAUUUCUGAAAACAUGUUCACUGAGUGCACCUUAGAAUAUUUUAACCCCCAAUCUCUGAUGUUAAGUCUUUUAAAAUCUCCAGUGAGAUUAGGAUUCAUGGCUUGCCAAAUAUCAUUUUGUAAAUCCAGUGUUAACAUUGUACAAAUACAAACCAGCAUUUGAAACCAGCAAGGAUUUUUUUUCUUUAAUCUGGUUAGCCAGAUCUUCUUUUCAAGUGUAAAAUAAUUUGCUUUUAGUUUGAGACUAUGUAUGCAAAGCUUCUGAGUGAAUUGGUAUAACCAAGUUAAGAAAUGGGGGAAACUGGGUUUAGAGAGAAAUUUAACUGCAGUAGUGCAAAAGGUACACUUACUUUAGGGCCUGAGCUCACUCGCACUCACAGCAAUGGGAAUCUUCCAUUGACUUCAGUGGGAGUUGGAUCAGGCCUAUAAUAUUUAAAAGUGUGCUAAAGCAGUGUGUCUUAGCCUUUUUGAUACCAAGGACCAGCUUGCUGCCUUCCUAAACUGUGUCAGGGAGAUCCCAGGGACUGGCACUGGCCCAUGGACUUGUCGUUGAGAAACACUGUACUAAAGGGUAUACUCUCCCCUCUCCCCAUAUGCAGAACUGUGGUUGGUAUCAAUGAGAGGCUCCCAUAAGAACUGAAGGGAGAAUAUGCCCUGAAGGCCCAAUCCUAUCGGCCUUGUGCAUAUUGGCCCUAAUUCAGCAAAGGCACUUAAUUACGCAUGUGCUUAAUGUGUGUGACUUUAAGCAUCCCUUUCCAGCAAAAUACUUAAGCAUGUGCUUAAGAUCUAUUGGUUUUAAUGGUACUUAAGCAUGUGUUUAAAAUUAAAGUUAAGCACAUACUUCAGCAACAUUUUUAACAGAGAUGGGAUUACUCAUGUACUUAAGUGUUCUGGUGAUUCAGGCCCUUCAAACUUCCAGUGAUUUUGCUGGAAGCAUCACACAUUUACAGGCUGCAGAAUCAGGCUCAAGUGUGAGUGUGAAGCAUUUUUAUGAAUUGGACCUGCCUGAGAAAACAACGGCAAUUUUAAUUUCAGGAGAGUGACAUUCCAUGAACAUCCGUUUAGCUGGUAGGGUUAAUAUGUAAUAUUUACUAUAAUUACAUUUCACCUUUUUUUAAAACUCUCUUUGAGGUAGCACCUGAGUCCAGCAAGUAUGAAAUAAUGCCAAAGGACUUCAAAUACUUGCCCAUAUCACCAAACCUUGCUAACUUGCCCAAACAGAAGUAGUCCCAUCAAAAUUAUGGAGAGCAAGAUUUAGCCCGUGGACUGUACAAAUUUACUGAUGUGUGAACACAAGUCCCAAUUCAGUUCAGUAAGACUGAUGACUUCCUGGGAAAAAAAACAUCCUGCCAGUUCACCCUGGUUGUAAAUGAACUGAAGUCAAAGGAGUUAUAGCAGAAAUGAAUUUAGCUCGCUGGGUGCAGUCCAGUAUGUAAGCAAAACUCCCAGUGAAGUCAAUAGGUUUUUUCGUUUGAAGGGACUGCAUAAUUGGGGCCACAUAAUGAACUAUAUUUAUCAGCCAGGCAGACCAUUCUUGUGUAAAUGCUGUUGGUAACUUUGUGUGAAGGCCAAACAAAGCAAAACAAAAUCAAACUUCAUGGGAACACACCAGAGAAUAAUAAACUUGCACCUUGAUAGGAUAGUUUUAUUAGUGUAUAUUAUAUGUAAAUGUCAAACCACAGAAUACAUGUCGUUCACUGUACGUAUCUGGCAGGGCCGCCCAGAGGA